This is a messenger RNA of Acanthochromis polyacanthus (spiny chromis), 3174 nucleotides long. It is a transcript of the gene ptpn6, whose product is annotated as protein tyrosine phosphatase non-receptor type 6. Bases 1304 to 3055 code for a protein of 583 amino acids. The transcript has 15 exons. Gene Ontology annotation, biological process: protein dephosphorylation. The record is from RefSeq and is a predicted model, not a curated record. NCBI's taxonomy places the organism in Eukaryota, Metazoa, Chordata, Actinopteri, Pomacentridae. Gene Ontology annotation, molecular function: protein tyrosine phosphatase activity.
UGUUGGAGCUAUGUGGGUUUUUUUUUUUGACUGAUUAUUCUUAUGGCUCUUUUCAUUUUUGCACCUUCUUAAUAGUAAUUUCUUGGCCUUUGUAGUCGUUUUCCUGGAUUUUUUUCAUCAUUUUGUGGGCUAUUGUAGUAACUUUCUGUCUUUGUGGUCAUGAUGGGACUUUUUCUUGUUAUUUUACAUCUUUGUGCAGUAAUUGCGUGGCUUUUGGGGUCAUUUUCUGUGGGGUUUUUUUGUAGUAAUUGUUGGCUUUUUGUAGUCAUUAUGAGACUUUUUCUUGUCAUUUCGCAUCUUUUUGUCGUAAUUUCAUGUCUUUUGGGGUCAUUUUGUGGCUCCUUGUCGUCAUUUUGCAUUUUUUGUGGCUGAAAUCUCGGUUUUAUCCUUUUCAGUUAUGCCUACUUUUUGUUUUUGCAAAUCUGUUCUGGACAUUCACUGCUAAAGUUUCUUUAUGAGCUUUUUACUUAGUUUUCUGAAUACUUUAAUCUACUAUGUUGUGACAGUUCAAUAGUUGAUAAUUGAAGAAAUAGUGGAAAGGUUGGAUCUCUAAUUUUUUCUUAUGUCUCUUUUCAUUUUGCAUCUUUUAAUAGUAAUUUCUUGACUUCUGUAGUAAUUUUAUGGUCAGUAUUUAUUCUUUUUGUGGUCAUAAGACUUUUUCUCAAGGCUUCAUCCACACACAUAACUUUUUUUUUAAAACGCUGCUUUUUCUGUGGGUUUUAUCCACACACUCAGUUCUGGACUCUUUGCAGGGUGAAGAUUUUAUAAAAGAUUUUAUUUAAAAAAUAGAAUUCGAGAAGGGGGCAAAUACUUUUCAUGCCGCUGCACCUUUUCCUCAUGGAACCACUCUGCAGGUUUUUCCUUUAAUCUGUCACCGAUGUAAUUCUGUUGAUCCUGACACCAGUUUUGGAAAAUGCAACUGUUCCGACUAAACAAAUGCGCCGCACAAAGACCCGCCACACUUUGCAUGGAGCCUGGAAACACAGGAGGAAAUUUACAUGGAAGCAAAUUACUCUGGAAGCAGAGUCGGUUCUCAGAGAGGUCGAAGGAAGACGGAGCAGGAAGACGGGCAUUUGCUCCCAGAGAUAGUCGAGUAAUUUAGGAAAUGAGAGCAAAUUACAGGACGGGAGGAUCAGCUGCUGGCGAAGCCUCAGAUCUGAUCGGGACCAAGUGAAGCUGCUGGAAGAAGAGCUGAGGUCGGUUUUACCGGAAGAACGCUGAACACCGUCUCAGAAAAACAGGAGGACGAUUCGACCAUCAAGUCCAGUUAAACUCCAGCUUCUGGUCUGAUCUGGUCCACACGAUGUCCUUUAGGUGGUUCCACAGGGACAUCAGCGGUCUGCAGGCCGAGGAGAUGCUGAAGACUCGAGGAAUUUCCGGCAGUUUUCUGGCUCGACCGAGCAAGAAGAACGUCGGAGACUUUUCUCUGUCCGUCAGGGUCGGUGAAGGCGUCACCCACAUUCGUAUCCAGAACACCGGGGAUUUCUACGACCUGUACGGCGGGGAGAAGUUCGCCACGCUGUCCGAGCUGGUGGAGUACUACACGGCAGAGAACGGCAUCCUGCAGGACAGAGACGGAACCGUCAUCGAGCUCAAAUACCCGCUCAACUGCUCGGACCCGACCACAGAGAGGUGGUUCCACGGUCACCUGUCCGGUCCGAGCGCUGAGAAGCUGCUGGCGGCCAAAGACGAGCCCGGAACCUUCCUGGUCCGAGAGUCUCUGUCCAAACCGGGAGACUUCGUUCUGUCGGUUCUGACCGACGAGUUGAACCGGACCGGAGGGAAGAGAGUGUCACACAUCAAGGUCAUGUGUCAGAAUGACAGGUACACCGUUGGAGGCUCCGAUAUGUUCGACUCUCUCACAGACUUGGUUGAAUUCUACAAACGUAAAGGAAUCGAGGAGAUUACUGGAAACUGGGUUUACCUGAAGCAGCCGUACUACUCGACCAGGGUGAACGCGGCCGACAUCGACAGCAGAGUGAAGCAGCUGGAUCUGACCUCAGAUCAGCAGCAGCAGGAAGGACAGAAGCUGAAAGCUGGAUUCUGGGAGGAGUUUGAUGCUCUUCAGAAAAUGGAGGCGAAGGUGAAGAAGAGCAGAGAGGAAGGACAGAGACCAGAGAACAAGAGCAAGAACAGAUACAAGAACAUCCUGCCCUUCAACGACACCAGAGUCAUCCUGAAGGACGCUGAGCCAAACGUUGUGGGUUCAGAUUAUAUCAACGCCAAUUAUGUCAGAGACACUCUGUGGGAAUCCGCAGAUCGUAAAGUUUACAUCGCCACCCAGGGUUGCCUAGCAACAACCGUCAAGGACUUCUGGCAGAUGGUCUGGCAGGAGAACACCAGUGUCAUCGUCAUGACGACCAGAGAGGUGGAAAAAGGACGGAACAAAUGUGUUCCGUACUGGCCGACCGAGGAGGAACCUAAGAAGGAGGUCGGUUCCUUCGUGGUGACCUGGCGGUCCGAGAGAAAAGCUACCGAUUAUACAGUCCGGGUUCUGGACAUCGCUCUGGUGGACAAGCCCAAACAGACGCGGACCGUCUGGCACUACCAGUACCUCAGCUGGCCCGACCACGGCGUCCCUGAGGAACCAGGCGGCGUCCUCAGCUUCCUCACCCAGGUCAACAACAAGCAGGCCGAAUAUCCGAAGGCCGGACCCAUGAUCAUCCACUGCAGCGCUGGAAUCGGUCGGACAGGAACCUUCGUGGUGAUCGACAUGAUUCUGGAGACCAUCGACACUCUGGGUCUGGACUGUGACAUCGACAUCUCAAAGUACAUCCAGAUGGUUCGGGAGCAGCGUUCUGGGAUGGUCCAGACCGAGGCCCAGUACAAGUUCAUCUAUCUGGCCGUAUCCGAGCACAUCCAGACCACCAAGGCCAAAGACAGCGCCGCCCAGGAAGCUGAGACCGAAUAUGGAAACCUGCAGCUCAAACACCAGCCGGCCAGCAGGAAGGCGUCCAAGAGCAAGGACGACGUUUACGAGAAUCUGUCCAAAGCCAAGAAGGACGGGAAGAAGUCGAAGUCAGAGAAGAAGAGCGGCUCCGUGAAGAAGAGAUAGACGCUUGGUCAGGAGUUCUAUUUAUGCAACCGCUUUGUGUUAAAGAUGAAAUAAAAAUGAGGUUUAAAGACGGAAAGUCGAAUGUUGAUGUUACAAUAAAGGAGGACGUGUGCAGCUGA